Coccinella septempunctata (seven-spotted ladybird) is the source of this 788-nucleotide messenger RNA. RefSeq names its product UPF0547 protein C16orf87 homolog. The coding region runs from base 288 to 686 and encodes 132 amino acids. Lineage: Eukaryota; Metazoa; Arthropoda; Insecta; Coleoptera; Coccinellidae. The transcript is spliced from 3 exons. The record is from RefSeq and is a predicted model, not a curated record.
UUUCCGUCUUUCUCUAUGAGUUAAUCUAUAAAGUUAGGUUAACUCUUAUAAUCUUUCAAAGAUUGUUGUUUAUGAAGUAUUCAUACCAAAGAUAUUACAUGUAAUAUCUUUGAUUCAUACUGUGUUAUGGUGUUGUGUUUCUGUAGCUAAACGCUGCUAUGAUAUGCAUGUAUAAUUAAAAAUUAAGAGCUGUUGCUUUUCAAGAAAUUCUCAGAAGGACGGGAGAUCUCGAGAAAAUUUUACAUAUUCAACGUUAUAUUUUAAAAAUGUGAUUAUCAAUUUUCGAAAUGAUUGCUAAAGGUUGCCCAAAAUGUGAUCAGCAAGUACCAGUAGCAUGCAAAGCAUGUCCUUGCGGAUAUUCUUUUUUUAAUGCCAGAAGAACAGCUAGGGUACUAUCCCCUGGAGCAGAUAUGAGGAGAAGGACUCAGAGAGUGAGACGUGAGAAACCUAACUAUUACGAUGCUUUAGAAUAUGAUAAACGGGCAAGGAAGACUAAACGUCAUAGUGAAUGUGAGGAUGAGGAUGUGAAUAAAAAGGAAGGUAAAAGAAAAAAAAAAGUUAAGAAAGAGGAAGAAGAAGAUGAUGACUUGAUAAAUAAUCUACCUCCUGAAAAACAGAAGCAAUGUGCUAUUAUUUUAGAAGAGUUGAACAGGAAACUUCAAAUGGUCACAUGGAAACCAACAUGAUAUAUUAUGACGAUGGUUUCAAUUAAUUACCUCCUUGUGAAAUAAGAGAAUUCUUUUAUAUGUUCUUUUGAUUCUAGUUGAAGUUAAAUUUUCUUGAACAAA